UACCGACGGUCCUUUCAUCCUGCCACCUAGCAGUCCUAACCAUACGCUUAUAAGGCAAAUUAUCCUCUGACAAGGCUGGGUAUCCUUCGGGGCGUCCGGGUUUAUGAAUUGCUUAGUCUUCUAGGGGUAUGAUUUCAUUCAGAACAUUGGCCGUGAUUGUUGGAGAAAUGUAAAAGCCACCUAAAUCGUUCGCUGAGUCUAGGAGGCUGGUGCCUCAGGACCCCUCCAGGAUCGCGCUUUCGGGUUGCGUUCUCGUCGCCUCGCUGGACCGGCUCUUCCAUCGUUAUGAGACAUGAAUGAUGACCCCAAGGCUAUGGCCAGCGAACCCCUCGAAGGCUUCCACGAAGUGAACUUGGCUUCUCCCACGACCCCCGACCUUCACGGCCUGGUGGAGGCGCACACGCCCAAACGCAGCGCCACCCCCAGCGCCCUGUAUCGCGCGCCCUCCCUCAACUCCGCCCACUGCCGGCCCAACGCCCUGCGCGCCGACCAGCUGCCCACCCAGCCCGUCUACUCCACCCCCAAGCACCUGGGCGCGGAGGAGCCCCACAAUGGGAGCGUGCCGGGGUUGGAGGUCCAUCUCUCCACCUGUGGCUCCGCCCGGCUGGGGGCGGAGCCCUGUAAAGGCGGAGCCCUGUGCGGCGUAGAGGGGGAGGAGCCAGUGGGCCUGGGCAGCGACGCCCUGUCGCACCUGAGGAGUCCCUCGGUGACGGAGCUGAGGGAGAAGGGGUACGAGCGGCUGAAGGAGGAGCUGGCCAAAGCUCAGAGGGAGGCCCACAGGAUGGUGCGGGAGGCCAGUCUGAAGCAGGCCACCGCUGAGAAGCAGCUGAAGGAGGCCCUGGGGAAGAUUGACGUGCUCCAGGCGGAGGUGGCCGCCCUGAAGAAGCUGGUGCUCUGCACCUCGCCCACCUCGCCCUGCCGGGACCCGCCCCUGGGCCCCAAGGCCCCCUUUAAGAAGAGCCACGCCCGCAACAAGAGCACCAGCAGCGCCGCGGCGGGGGGCCUGCAGGAGCUCAGCGUCAUCCAGCCCGUGGGCCGGGAUUGCAAAGAGGUGGAGGGCCAGGACCCCUCUGCUUGUGAGUUAAGGCCUGGGGGCUCACUGGAGAGACUGUCUUUGACCAGAGAGGAUAUAUACCCCUGCCUCACCUUCUCCAAGAGCGAGCUGGGGUCGGCCAUCCUGGACGCGGUGGAGAGGAACACGCUGAGCGUGGAGCCCGUGGGGUUCCAGCAGCUGCCCGUGGUCCGGGCGUCCGCCAUGGAGUGCGGGGGACCCAAAAAGUGUGCCCUCAGUGGCCAGUCUAAAACCUGCAAGCACAGAAUCAAGUUGGGCGACUCCAGCAGCUACUACUACGUGUCUCCCUUCUGCCGGUACCGGAUAACUUCAGUCUGCAACUUCUUCACCUACAUCCGCUACAUUCACCAAGGGCUGGUCAAGCAGCAGGAUGCGGAGAAGAUGUUCUGGGAGGUCAUGCAGCUGCGGAAGGAGAUGUCAUUCGCCAAGCUGGGCUACUACAAGGAGGAGCUGUGAUCCUGUAGGCGGGAAGAAGGCAUGCCAUCUGCUCUCAUUGGACAGGGAGACCAGACGGACAGGGGAGUGCUCCAAUCACCACGGCCCCCACAGGCAGGCAGGCCCCGCCUCCCUGCCCUCCUCUCCUUUCAUUUCACUUUGCAGGCCACGCCCACCUUAAAACUCGAUAUAUUUUCAGUUGCAGGCCCCGCCUAUUUCCAGUGUCCUACACUAAGGCCUUGACCAAAUCAACACACUUGCCUACUAUUGAGUGUACAACUUGUAUCUGACUUGUAUGCUCAGUAGUAGGCAAGUGCGCUCACUUAGACACGGCCUAUGUUUUAAUCAGGAAGAGGAGAAAGCACGAACCAGCCGGUUUUGAAAAAAACUGAGAACGAGUUCUUGUGAUGAGAAAAGGUUUGAUGAUGUUUCUGCUUGCAUUCCUUUUGGGGACUUCGAAGAAAUGGUGCAUUUGGGGAAAAAUGAGAAAUGGGAAAAAAAAUAGUGGAAUGCUGUAAUUUCAAACCAUACACCAAUAAACUGUUUCUGGCUCUAGUUCCUAAACUCAAACUGUACUUAGCCGUAUGUGGCAGUGAAGUGGUGUGUCGUAUGUAUGAUCUGUGCUGUGUGUAUGUUUGAUCUCUGUACAUCUGUUUUUAUUUCUGCACUCUUCAGUCUUAUGAAGCUUCCCACUCUUUAUUUUAGUGCCUUUCUGGACUAUACUAAAUAAAACUGUAUACCUCUGG
Anguilla rostrata (American eel) is the source of this 2253-nucleotide messenger RNA. Its product is annotated as rab-3A-interacting protein-like. The record is from RefSeq and is a predicted model, not a curated record. NCBI's taxonomy places the organism in Eukaryota, Metazoa, Chordata, Actinopteri, Anguilliformes, Anguillidae. The coding region runs from base 293 to 1528 and encodes 411 amino acids. Gene Ontology annotation, biological process: exocytosis. The transcript is spliced from 11 exons. Gene Ontology annotation, cellular component: Golgi to plasma membrane transport vesicle. Gene Ontology annotation, molecular function: guanyl-nucleotide exchange factor activity.